Molecule: messenger RNA, 5377 nt
Organism: Vespa mandarinia (Asian giant hornet)
Lineage: Eukaryota; Metazoa; Arthropoda; Insecta; Hymenoptera; Vespidae
Product: matrix metalloproteinase-14-like
Biological process (GO): proteolysis; collagen catabolic process; extracellular matrix organization
Cellular component (GO): extracellular matrix
Molecular function (GO): zinc ion binding; metalloendopeptidase activity
Source: RefSeq, a predicted model, not a curated record
GAUUGUGAUUCAGAGUGGCGGUCGACUCCGGUCCCAGCUCCGCGUACUUCUCGGUCGUGCGCGUUAUUAUAUCUUUUGACGAAUCCUCUCUUCCUCUUUUUCAUUUUAUAUAUAUAUAUAUAUAAAUAUAUAUAUAUAUAUAUUUCCUUUUCCUAAUAUAAUAUACAUCUUCCGAAAAAAAAAAAAAAGAAAGAAGAAUUAAUACAAAAGGAUCCAAGUCCGAUCUUCCAGCAAGAAAGAAAAAAGAAAAAAAAAAAAAAGGAAAACCAACCCCAAUUCUUUCUUUAUCGUCCUUUUUUUAUCAUCCUCCGUUAAUAAUCCCUUACGGUGACGAAACGAUCGAAAGGGAAGAAAGAAAUUCUAUUUAUUUCGAUUUCGAUCGGAACGAGUCUUAAGUUCGUAGAAGAGAUUAACGAGAUAUAGAAAGAGAUAUAUAUAUAUAUAUAUAGAGAGAGAGAGAGAGAGAGAGAGAUACUGAGAGAAAAGUCGUGAAAAAAAAAGAAAAAAGAAAAGAUUGGAAUUGGUGUUGUGAAAGAAGGAAAUUUUAAGGGAGACGAAUCGAAGAAAGAAAAAGAAAAAGAAAAAGGAAUAUAUAUGUUUGAAAGAAAGUGAAUAGAAAAAAAAAAAAUAUAUAUAUAUAUAUAUUAUUACGUUAAUCGUUGGAAUUAAUAUCGUGAGGAAAGAUUUUUCAUCGUCUUCCUAAUAUCUUCUUCCUUAUUCCCUUUUCUUCCUUUUUUGGUCUGUCUCAUGAAUAAUAUGCGUAUGUCCGUUUAGAAGAAGAAGAAGAAGAAAAAGAAGAAAAAGAAGAACAUUCCUAAAACGUUUCGAAUCAUCUCGUUCGUUCUCACUUCUUAAGAAGAUAUAAAACGGAGAAUAAAGAGAGGAAAAAAAAGGUGAUACGUAAAAAUAAAGAGAGAAGAUCUAAAGGACGCACGCGUAUACAGACACACACACAUACGCCGUGUUGUGUGGAGAGAGAGAGAGAGAGAGAGAGAGAAAGAUAGAGAGAGAGAGAAACCAAUCAAGGAAACAAAAAAGAAAGAAAGAAAAAAAAGAAGUGUCCUGCAAUUCAGGAAGACCUUCGAACGCGCGUGUCACACUUCUCGACGCAUUCGGUUCUCGAAUCUGAGAGACUGGUAUUAUUGAUCGACCUCGUGUGCGCUAGAGGGUAGUUCCAAGUGAGAGAGAAAGAGAGAGGGAGAGAGAGAGAGAGAGAGAAUUGUCUUUGAGAAGAACUAAAGUUUCACGGAUGCAAAGUUUGCUCAUCGUGUGACGUACAUACGUUCUUCUUCUUUUUAUUAUUAUUAUCAUUAUUAUCAUAUAUUUUUUUGCCUUCUUCUUCUACUUUUUCCUUCCUUCCUUCCUUCCUUCCUUCCUUUCAUUCUUUCCUUUCUGUCGUUCAUUUCUUCCCCAUUUUUUGAUGGCGUUACAUUGUGAAAAAGGAGGAGGAGGAGGAAGCAUGGCACGAAGAACCAUAAGAAGUUUAUUAUUCCUAUUGGCUAUUGUUGCGACCUUCCUAUGCGAUAAAACGGAAGCAGCACCUACGACAACAACGAAUAAUAUUUCGGAUCUUUCUGCUAUGAGAUACCUCUCGCAGUAUGGAUAUUUGCCAUCGGUUAAUCCAGCAAAUGGCGGAAUCAUUUCCGAGGAAUCACUAUCUCAAGCAAUCUCAGAGUUUCAAUCGCUUGCUGGAAUCAAUAUAACAGGUUCUAUGAACGAUGAAACGGCCUAUUACAUGUCCUUAUCAAGAUGUGGCGUUAAGGAUAAAGUAGGACCGAGUUACGAUGGAAGAUCGAAGAGAUAUGCUCUUCAAGGAUCGAGAUGGAGAGUAAAGAAAUUGUCAUACAGGAUUAGCAAGUAUCCGGCGGGUUUAAGUAGAACAGAAGUUGAUAAAGAAAUCGCUAAAGCUUUUAGCAUUUGGUCACAAUACACUGAUCUAUCCUUCACGGUUAAAUCUACAGGCUCGGUUCACAUAGACAUCAGAUUCGAAAUCGGUGAACACGGAGACGGUGAUCCGUUCGAUGGACGCGGUGGUACUUUGGCACAUGCUUAUUUCCCAGUUUAUGGUGGAGACGCUCAUUUCGAUGACGCCGAACAAUGGACGAUAAACAGUUAUCGUGGAACGAAUCUGUUUCAAGUUGCGGCACACGAAUUUGGACAUUCGCUCGGAUUAAGUCACAGUGACGUUAAAGCCGCCCUGAUGGCACCUUUCUAUCGUGGAUACGAGCCCAAUUUUAGUUUACAUUCCGACGACAUCGAUGGCAUUCAAGCUCUGUACGGAAGAAGAACAACUGGUUGGGGACAGGGACCAACGAACAUUCAUCCAACAUCGGUACCACCAACUGGCGAGGAAGAUCCAGAGCUUUGUAUGGAUCCAAAGAUCGAUACGAUAUUUAAUUCCGCCGAAGGACACAUAUAUGUCUUCAAAGGAGAACAUUAUUGGAGACUGACAGCCGAUGGUAUAGCUAGCGGUUAUCCCAAACGGAUUAGCAAUUCUUGGAAGGGUCUUCCGGGUAAUAUAGACGCUGCAUUUACAUUCAAGAACGGUAAAACUUAUUUCUUUAAGGGAUCGAAAUAUUGGAGGUACAUUGGGAAACAUAUGGAUGGUCAAUAUCCAAAAGAAAUAAGUGAAGGUUUCACGGGAAUACCUGACAACAUAGAUGCAGCGACAGUUUGGACAGGGAACGGAAAGAUUUAUUUCUAUAAGGGAACGAAAUUCUGGCGAUUUGAUCAAGUACAAAAGCCACCGGUUAAGAGUACUUAUCCAAAGCCAAUCAAAAAUUGGGAAGGUCUACCGGAUAAUUUAGACGGUGCUGUCAUUUAUCAAGGAUACACGUAUUUCUUCAAGGACAAGGGCUAUUACAGAUUCAACGAUCGUACCUUUUCAGUGGACGUCGCCGAUCCAGCGUUCCCAAGGGCGACAGCUUAUUGGUGGUUCGGAUGCAAGUCGGCGAGUAAAGGGACGUUAGGUAAUAUCAGAUGGCAGGGCGAAAGUCCCGAAGAAUCUUCCCUAUUUUCCGGCAUUCUGGAUGCGGGCGAUCGUGACUCGUUCGACAAUGACGUUAGCGACAUCAUAUUAGACGCAGGAGGAUUAGACGAGCAAUUCGCAACGUCAUCUAAUCAAGAUCGCAUGGAUUCUGGAUCUCGUGGCAUUUUCAACGACGAGGCAUGGUCCAUUAUCAUUAGUAUCUUAACGAUGAUCAUAGCGAGGUUCAUCAUCACAACAUAAAUCAAAUGUUGUACAACGAAGGAAUGUUUCAAGGUCGAAGGAAGAUGAAAAAAGGAAAUACAAUAUGUAUUGUAUUACGAUAAGGAUUCUCCGGUUAAUCCAUUCGACGGAGUAUCAUCGUGUGUAUAAUAUGUGUGUUUGAAGAAUUUCUCAUGAGUCCAAACACGUCGAAGAAAAUAUGUGGAAAGUAGAAGAGGAAAGAAGAAGAAGAAAAGAAAGAAGAAGAAAAAGAAGAGGAAGAGAAGAAGAAGAAAGACUAGAAGAAUAAGAAGGCCAUUCGUGUUCUCGAUAUUUAAAAUGAUUGUGUCGUCCCUGGUUUCAUGGCUCGAAACGAACGUUCCCGCGCUUUUUUAUUUCUUUUUUUUUCUUUUCUUUUUUUUUUUUUUUGAGAUAGAUGUUUCUACCAUAUUCUCUCUCAUCGUCAACCUACGAUUGGCUAUCGUUAGUGGUUAGAAUACGGUGACUCCGCUGUGCGUCAAAGCUUCUUCUCUAUCGGACGGUAUCCGCGAAAUAGAGAGAAAGAAAAAGAAAAAGAAAGAGUGAGAGAGAGAGAGAGAGAGAGAGAGAGGAAGAGGGAGUGAGAGAGAGAGGGAGAGAGAAAAGUUGGGCGCAAGCUGCCAAUGAAGUGACGUCUUGAAUAGAAAUUUUUUUUCUCUCUCUCUCUCUUUCUCUCUCUCUCUCUAGAUAAUUAGUUCACAAGAGUCGUACAGACGGUAUGUAUGUAUAUGUAAUAAGUAGUCGUACGAAUUUGAUCACAAAUAAAGAAAAAUAAAUAAAUAAAUAAAUAAAUAAAUAAAUAAAUGAAUAAAUAAAUAAAUAAAUAAAAAAUCCGAACGAUAGAAAAUUAACGGUUGAGCGAUCGUUGUUGCACGCGUUUAUCCGCGUUUGAACGAUUCGUAUGAGAUUCUCAAUAUAAUUGGAUUAAAUCGAAUGCAAAACGAAAAAGGAAAAAAAAAAGUAAAAGAAACAGAAAGUAAUAUAACAAUAAUUUUUGAAUUUUUCCCGCGUGUUCGAACGAAGAUUUAAGUAAAAAUGUAAGAAUAUAAAAUGUAAUAAUGUUACAUCGAUUAUCAAUUGUCACGAUACUUUUGACGUGGCGGCAUAGGGUGGAACAAUUUAAUAAAUUAAAAUUGACGUUUAAUUUGCGCGCUUAUUAUGAAUUUGAAAAAAUAAAUCUCUAGACUAUCGCUCAGCCAUCGUGUGCAUUCGGAUAUUUUGGAAUGUAAGCCUAUGUUUAAAAAUAAGUUUUAAAGUAAUGUUCAUUCAUCAUCUCGAUCGAUUGACGUAUUAAUCGAAUUAUAAGGAUUUAAAAAAAAAAAAAAAAAAAAAAGAAAGAAAGAAAGAAAGAAAAAAUCCAAUGUUAAAACUUUACAUAGGAAAUGUGAUGCGAUGUAUUAUUUUUAGAUUUAAGCGUUAGAAAAAUGACCUUUCAAUUUUAUUAAGUAUAACGUCUUUAUAUUCAUACUUUUACGAGUUAUUUUAUCCAAAGUAUACUUUAAUAUUUUGUCUUUUUUCUUUUUAUUUUUUUUUUCCUCUAAAUGAAUAUCAAAUAACAUAAUCGUUUCAAUUGAGAUUGAAAGUUGGACCGUUUUAUGAAGAAACUAAGCUAAUUUAAUAUAAAAAUGUUAUAUAUAAUAGAUUCGAAAGGAAUUCUCGUAUUGAUAUGAAUAUUAUUAAAUUACGCAAUCCAAUGUUUUGGCUGGACCCUUCACACUGCCUAUUUAUUGAUUUUGUAUAUUUCUGGGGUAAAGACUUUAAAAUAUCAUAGGCACUAUUCAUUUGGGUCUAGAACAUUGUUAGCAUUUCGCACAAAUUUCAAAAUGUAUUUCUUAUUUAAAAAAAAAAAGAAAAAAAAGAAAAAAAAAGAAAAGAAAGAUGAAAAAAGAAUGCAACAAAACAUUGCAAUGGGGCAACUAUUAAAGAAAUGCUAAGAUUGUUUCAUAACCGACAAUAUGAUAUUGUCCAGAUAUUUGUUAUAUAGAAAGUUAUGAUGUUACAUGAGUGUUAUAGAAUUUUAAAUUAUAUACAAAUUACAUGUUAAUUGUUUGAAAAUAUGAAAAAAUGGCAUAAUGUAAUUUAAAGAGAGAAAAAAAAGGCAGUAUGCAGUGUAGAUGAUAAGUUUACAAAAAAAAAAAAAAAAAAAAAAAA